GUUGUUGUUACUCCACGUCGUUGAUUUUCACAAGUGUUCACGCUCGAAAAGGGCUCAUUUUGCAGCCGGUAACUCAGAAAGGAGCGGUGCAUCUAAUAACGGUGCCGAAAAAAGCUUAUCUUCUAAAUCGCAAUGCCACACGUUGCAUCCCAUGUAGCCUAUAAGCACACGCACACGCACAACAAGCAAGAGAACGAUUACGGAGACGCGAUUUUUAAAAUUUAGUUGCUGAGGAACACAGCAUGUCCGAUGCUCCUCCUCCACACGUUGAGGGAGACGCAACGCAACGCUUCUAUCACAAGCAGCGCACGUGUGGUGAGCCGACAGUUCACGCCGCCCUUGCAUCGUGCUCUCCUCACGACUCCCUCAGCGCAUCCGCACCCUUCGCGCAAGAUGCCGCUCUGGACAGCCUCGAGGCUUUUCUGAAUAGUCGCGAAGAAGAUGCGCUGGAGCUGCUCGCAACUUUCACACAACUAACGGAGCAGGAUAAGGUCAAAGCGCUGGCUCAACUCGAAGGUGAGGUGCCUUCCGAAGACGGCGGCAACAAGAGCGAUCCCAGUGGAGCGUCAAACACCCCAGCGAGGAAGCCUGCCGCAAGCUACGCUGAGGUACGCCGCCGCCUGCAGGAACGAGAACGGGAGCGUCAACGCGCUGAGCAGCAGCAGCAACAGCAGCGUGGCAAAGAAACGUCCGUACGGUACGUUGAUGCAAGCAACGGCGUUUCCUACGCCGACACAGUGUUCACACAUUGCGCAGGCAAUCCCGGCUGCGUUGAGGCGGAGGAGGAUGUGCUGGUCACGGUGGAGCUGGGGGAAGGCACGCAUACGGGAAACCUGGUCGCCUUCUUUGACAGCGGCGUCACUGACGUGUCGACCAGUUUCGAUAAUUUUUUCACGGAAACUGCUGCGGUGGUCGCGCCUGCUGCCUGUGGGGGUGCCGUUCACAGUACGGGAACACCAACUUUUUCUCCGUGCACCAGCUCUCGCAUCGUGCCCACCGCAUCCUGUGCGCCUCUCACGUUGGACGAAAUUUUAGCUGUGGACUGCGAAGGAGAGAGGGCUGAUUCGCUGCCCAAAAUCACUGCCUCUAAAGCUUUUGCGCACCGCGCAGCUGAAGCCCCUCAAGCGGAGAUUGGUACUGAAGCGGUGGACGAGGGACACGACAAUGGACGGGGUGCCUCUGCUUCAACCUCUUCAUCCUCUUCAUCUUCUCUUUCUGAUGUGAGCAGCGUGUCGCUUCCAGGUCUACACGAUAGCGACGAUACCCAUGUGGAGGGCGUACGCACGCAGCACAUUGCAGAAAAGACAAAGGCUGAGGCGCUUCGCUUUGAACUGGCGGCCGACCUUCAUGAGGUGAUCGCGGAGCAUGAUGACUGUGUGCAGCCUUUCGCUCUCGAUCCGCUGUUCGACUACGAUGCGGACAUCUUCGGAGAAGCGUUCCGGACGGAAAGGGCGUGGAGACAGUAA
This is a messenger RNA of Leptomonas pyrrhocoris, 1466 nucleotides long. RefSeq lists its product as hypothetical. NCBI's taxonomy places the organism in Eukaryota, Euglenozoa, Kinetoplastea, Trypanosomatida, Trypanosomatidae. The record is from RefSeq and is a predicted model, not a curated record. The transcript has a single exon. Bases 243 to 1466 code for a protein of 407 amino acids.